CCGCAAUGCCAGCUGGCCGUGCUCUCUAAGGGCUGGGGGUCUGUGUGGAGUCUGUGGGAGGCACCUGGGAUGCUGCACGUAGAUGGCCGUUGGGAACCCAGAACCUCAACUGAGACAGACUGUUGUCCUUCUUGGCCUGGACACUGGUAACCUUAGGUGUGGCGACAGCACUCUGGCCGCAAGGUCAUCCGGGUGUCUUUUCAGUGAAACGAAGGUAGUAGGUACCUCGCAUCACUUUUUGCAUCUCGCAGUAAGGUUUUCAGGGUGUUGUCUCAAGCACUGUAUUGACUACACCCUUAUCCUUUAAAAAGUAAUGAAUCACAGUGUCCACUAACAGUAGUUGGCAUGCAGUUGAGGAAGCACAGGUUUGGGUCUAGAUUCAAGGCAGUGUAGGACGUUUGACGAGCAUAGGUUUUGGAGUCAUCCUGGCACGGCUCCAACCCCAGCCGCUGGGCCACGCCAUGUGACUUUGGGCCUGUCACGCUGUGUGAUUAGAGUGUUUCAUGCUUCCUGCUGGGCUUGGGGCAGGUGGCUGUUGGGAUCCCCCAGCCCCGGUGUCACUGGCUUUGAGCUUCUCCUGCCUGGCCGGCACUCACCUCUCCGAGCUCGAGGCGUUUUAACUGUGCAGUGGAGACUCACAUCCCUUCACUUUCCCCUUGCAGUUGCCUCACGCUGAACAGUGACCUCCUCAGGAAAGGGAGCUGCUGUGCAGUUCAGCGUGGACGUGCCAACAAUAAAAUCCAGCACAAGGCGAGGCGCCGAGGAGCUCCACGCCUUCUGCGUCCCUCCGCUGUGAGAAGCCGUCGAGGCCCGCCGUCCUGAGCCCCGCCAUGGAGGAGGGCCACGAGCUCGACCUCACCUACAUCACGGAGCGCAUCAUCGCUGUGUCCUUCCCUGCUGGCUGCUCUGAGGAGUCCUACCUGCGCAACCUGCAGGAGGUCACACGCAUGCUCAAGUCCAAGCAUGGCGACAACUACCUGGUGUUGAACCUUUCCGAAAAGAGAUAUGACCUUACAAAGCUUAACCCAAAGAUCAUGGACGUGGGCUGGCCGGAGCUGCACGCACCGCCUCUGGAUAAGAUGUGCACCAUAUGCAAGGCGCAGGAGUCCUGGCUGAACAGUGACCCCCAGCACGUGGUUGUCAUCCACUGCAGGGGCGGAAAAGGACGCAUAGGAGUGGUCAUAUCAUCCUACAUGCACUUCACCAACGUCUCGGCCAGCGCCGACCAGGCCCUUGACAGAUUUGCAAUGAAGAAGUUUUAUGACGACAAGGUUUCAGCUUUAAUGCAGCCAUCCCAGAAAAGGUACGUUCAGUUCCUCAGCGGGCUCCUGUCUGGGUCGGUGAAAAUGAACGCCUCGCCCCUGUUCCUGCAUUUGGUCAUCCUCCACGGCACCCCCAACUUCGACACCGGUGGAGUGUGCCGGCCCUUUCUGAAGCUCUACCAAGCCAUGCAGCCCGUGUACACAUCAGGGAUCUACAAUGUUGGCCCAGAAAACCCCAGCAGGAUCUGCAUUGCCAUAGAGCCGGCCCAGCUUCUGAAGGGGGACGUCAUGGUGAAAUGCUACCACAAGAAAUACCGCUCGGCCACCCGCGAUGUCAUUUUCCGCCUGCAGUUUCACACCGGGGCCGUGCAGGGGCACGGGCUGGUGUUUGGAAAGGAGGACCUGGACAACGCCAGCAAAGAUGACCGUUUCCCUGACUACGGGAAGGUUGAAUUAGUCUUCUCUGCCACGCCUGAGAAGAUUCCAGGGUCUGAAGAUGUGCACAGCAACCACGGAGUGGUCGUGGACUACAACACGGCAGACCCACUGAUCCGCUGGGACUCGUACGAGAACCUCAGUGCAGAUGGAGAAGUGCUGCACACGCAGGGCCCCGUCGACGGCAGCCUCUACGCUAAGGUGAGGAAGAAAAGCUGCUCGGAUCCCGGCAUCCCAGGUGGCCCCCAGGCCGUCCCGGCCACCAGCAGCCCAGACCACAGUGACCACACCCUGUCUGUCAGCAGUGACUCUGGCCACUCCACGGCCUCGGUCAGGACCGACAAGACUGAGGAGCGCCUGGCUCCGGGAGCCAAGAGGGGCCUGAGUGCCCAGGAGAAGGCCGAGUUAGACCAGCUGCUCAGCGGCUUUGGCCUGGAAGAUUCCGGGAGCUCUCUCAAGGACAUGACGGAUGCUCGCAGCAAGUAUAGCGGGACGCGCCAUGUGGUGCCGGCCCAGGUCCACGUGAACGGAGACGCAGUCCUGAAGGACCGGGAGACGGACAUUCUGGACGACGAGGUGUCCCACCACGACUUGCGCAGCGUGGACAGCCUCGGGACUCUGUCCUCCUCGGAAGGGCCGCAGUCAGGCCACCUGGGCCCCUUCACCUGCCACAAGAGCAGCCAAAACUCCCUCCUGUCUGACGGCUUUGGCAGCACCGUGGGAGAAGAUCAGCAGGGUGCCCUUGCUCCAGACCUGGGCCUUGGCACGGACCCUCUCUACGAGCGGGAGCGGACUUUUGGGAGCCGAGAGCCCAAGCAGGCCCAGCCCCUGCUGAGGAAGCCCUCGGUGUCCGCCCAGACGCAGGCCUACGGGCAGAGCAGCUACUCCACUCAGACCUGGGUGCGCCAGCAGCAGAUGGUGGUGGCCCAUCAGUACAGCUUCGCCCCUGACGGGGAGGCUCGGCUCGUCAGCCGCGGCCCAGGGGACAAUUCGGGCCUUGUCCAAGCCCAGCCCAGGGUCCCGGUCACCCUCACCCGAGGGGCCAGCAGCAGAGUGGCUUUCCAGAGGGGCCACAGUGGCAGUGGGCCACAUCCUCCCGACACACAGCAAGCCUCUCCUGGCAAAGUGUUUAAACCCAGGUUUCCAGAUGACCAAGUCAUGAACGGAGCCGGCCUGGAGCUGAGCGUAGGCCCCUCCCCGGGUUCGCCUACCCUGGACAUCGACCAGUCCAUCGAGCAGCUCAACAGGCUGAUCCUGGAGCUGGACCCCACCUUCGAGCCCAUCCCCACCCACAUGAGCACCCUGGGCAGCCAGGCCAACGGCUCUGCGUCUCUGGACGGCAUGGGAGGCGGGCUCCGGGCAAGCGGCAGGCUUCCCGACACAGGAGAGGGCCCUGGCAGGGCCCCCGGGCGGCAAGGCUCCUUGGCUAAUGAGCCACUGGGUGGAAGACUCAGGAAGCUGAGCCUUGGACAAUAUGACAACGAUGCUGCCGGGCAGCUGUCCUUCUCCAAAUGUGCAUGGGGAAAGGCCACUGUGGACCAAGCUCCAAGCCUGGCACCAUUCCCCUCUCCAGCAGAUGUCAAAGAGACGAUGAUGGCUGCGUACCCCCCAGACCUCGAUAUGAUCGAUGGCAGGAUUUUAAAUAGCAAAGAGUCCAUGUGUCCCACACCUGCAUUUCCUGUGUCUCCAGAAACACCGUAUGUGAAAACACCCCCGCGUUAUCCUCCAUUCAGCCCACCCGAGACCCAAGUGAGCAGCCCGGCCAGCCUGCACAAAGGAGGACGCGAACCACGAGGCUGCCCCGAGACUCUCAGUCACGCAGUGGGGAUGUCUGAGAGCCCCGUUGGUCCCAAAUCCGUGAUGCUGCGGGCCGACGCGCCCGCGGCGUCUUCCUUCCCGCAGGCCUUUGCAUCUUCCUGCACAAUUUCUAGCAACGGCCCCGGCCAGAGGAGAGAGAGCCCAUCUUCUGCAGAACGCCAGUGGGUGGAGAGCAGCCCCAAAGCCACCAUCUCCCUGCUGGGGAGCGGCCGGCCCACAGGAAGUCCCCUCGGUGCUGAGUUCUCUGGCCACGGCAAGGACUCCCCGGUGCUGUCCUGCUUCCCGCCGUCGGAGGUCCAGGCCUCUUUCCACAGCCAUGAGCUGUCCCUGGCAGAACCGCCGGACACUCUGCCCCCCACAAGCAGCCAGGCCUUUCUGGGCUUUGGCCCCACUCCUGUGGGCAGUGGUCUUGCCCCCGAGGAGAACCUGGGGGCCUUGCUGGCCAAUUCCCACGGCGCGUCCCCGGCCCCCGGCGUCCCGCUGACAGCGGCAGGGACUGCCGACAAUGGCUUCCUGUCCCACAACUUUCUCACGGUGGCUCCCGGACAUGGCGGCCACCACAGUACAGGCCUGCAGGGCCAGGGAGUGACAAUGCCCGGUCAGCCGCCCCUCCCUGAGAAGAAGCGGGCCUCCGAAGGGGACCGUUCUCUGGGCUCCGUCUCCCCCUCCUCCAGUGGCUUCUCCAGCCCCCACAGCGGGAGCACCAUCAGCAUCCCCUUCCCAAACGUCCUUCCAGAGUUUUCCAAGGCUUCAGAAACGGCCUCACCUUCGCCAGAUAGUCCGGGUGAUAAACUUGUGAUCGUGAAAUUUGUUCAAGACACUUCCAAGUUCUGGUACAAGGCGGAUAUUUCAAGAGAACAAGCCAUUGCCAUGUUAAAGGACAAGGAGCCGGGAUCAUUCAUCGUUCGGGACAGUCACUCCUUCCGAGGGGCCUACGGACUGGCCAUGAAGGUGGCCACGCCGCCCCCUUCCGUCCUGCAGCUGAACAAGAAAGGUGGAGAUUUGGCCAAUGAACUCGUUCGGCACUUUUUGAUCGAGUGUACCCCGAAGGGAGUGAGGUUGAAAGGGUGCUCGAAUGAACCCUAUUUCGGGAGCCUGACGGCUUUGGUGUGUCAACAUUCCAUCACGCCCUUGGCCUUGCCCUGCAAACUGCUCAUUCCGGAGAGAGAUCCAAUGGAGGAAAUAGCAGAAAAUUCUCCCCAGACUGCAGCCAAUUCUGCAGCUGAGCUUUUGAAGCAGGGAGCAGCCUGCAACGUGUGGUACCUGAACUCCGUGGAGAUGGAGUCCCUCACUGGCCACCAGGCGGUGCAGAAGGCCCUGAGCAUCACCCUGGUCCAGGAGCCACCCCCGGUGUCCACGGUCGUGCACUUCAAGGUGUCAGCCCAGGGGAUCACCCUGACGGACAAUCAGAGGAAGCUUUUCUUCCGGAGGCAUUACCCCGUGAACAGUGUGAUUUUCUGUGCCUUGGACCCACAAGACAGGAAGUGGAUCAAAGAUGGCCCUUCUUCAAAAGUCUUUGGAUUUGUGGCCCGGAAGCAGGGCAGCGCCACAGACAAUGUGUGCCACCUGUUUGCAGAACACGACCCCGAGCAGCCUGCCAGCGCCAUCGUCAACUUCGUGUCAAAGGUCAUGAUCGGCUCCCCAAAGAGGAUCUGAGAGCCCCCCUCGCAGCUCAGACCUGCCAAUGCCUCUUGAGGCUCUGGAGACAGAGUGGGGUGAGGGCGGGGCCCCACUCCAUACAAACUGAUAAUCCUAACAUUCCAGGCCUGGGAGGGAGAGAGGACCUUCCACCUCUACAGAAGCAGGAACAAACAGCCUCACCACGGACUAGCCUUUCCUGAUCCAACACAUCUCUGCAGCCAAAUGCCUUUUGGGUAGGCGAGGCCAGGCAUGGGUGCUCCCACCCAGGGUCCGCAUGGGAAGGGGACAGGCAAAGGAACAGCAGGGAGCAUGCAGAGGUCUCCACAUUCCUGGCACACCAGCAUGUCAGGGGAUGAGGCGUGCCCAGCCCUCGCGGCAGAGGUGCUGAGUGACCGUCUGCUUCCCCAUCUGCCACGCGCUCCUGUCCCGCUGACACCCAAGGCCAAGGUCUCUCUCACCUCGGUCUCCCUGAGACAGAGAUGCUAAUGAAACUGAGAAGGGGGCGCGUGUUUGAGGAAGUUUUGUGCAGGUCCGGCCCUUCUGGAACACAGCUGGGUCCCGAGGGAGGGGACUUUGCGAUGGGCUGUGGGGACGAGGGUGUGGAAGCCUCGUGGCGUCGUGGGAGGAACGUGCCACGGCAGAGGCCCAGCCUCGCACGUGGUGCCUGCUCCGUGCCUCCUGCUCACGCGUGGCCAGCUGGGCCGGGGGAGCUCAUGAGGACCCCGAAAGGAGAAACAAGAAGAGGGAAUCAAAGACGCCAUUUCUAUGUAAUUUAUAUUUUACUUAUGCUGAAUUAUUUAUAACAAUUUGCCGUUGCUAUACUGUACCAGUGUCAGAUGCUGCAGCCUGCCAAGCUGUGAUUUUAGGAAGCUCGUCCCGUGUAGGACGCGCUGCAGGCACGUGGCUGCAGAAACAGGAGGCGUGCGGCGGGCUGCGGGCAGGGCUGUUGAGUCCCCUGGUGUGGUGCCGCCCAUGGGGGCUGUGCCUCGAGCAGCCUACCCUGCGCUUUAUGCACUGCGUGUCGUCCCUGAUUGCGGGUGGCUUCCUUGCUGGGGGGAACGUCCAGGAGGGACGGGAAACGCCUGGGCUUAAUUAAGCUUACAGCCCCUGCCUCGGCUCGUUCUGGGCCAUCUGCAAACCCGACAGGGCACAACCUAAAGCGCCGCUGGCCUGUGCAAGCUCUCGUCAUGCUUCUCCCUGCCACGCCUGGACUUCCCGUGGGGACCUGUGUGACAUGACGUGCGUGAGCAGAGGCAGGAUGAGGAAAGAGAGGAGGAAUCCCAGUGCCGACACGCCGUUUCGGAGUGCCACUGCUCUGCAUCAUCUUGGCCACCGAGUCGAGUGUGUUAUUUCACGCGUAUGUGAACACUCCGAUGGCAUGGUUUCCUGCCCGAAUCUGUCCGUGGUCAGAGGUUCUAGAGAAUCCGGUGACCCUGGAUCCUCCCCAGAGGCAGAGAUGGGGCUGGGCCACGUCGAAUGAAGCCUUGGCCUCCUUCCCUCACAGCCCGGGGAGCCCUGCGGCCACCUGACUGUCCCGACUCUGAGCCACCUGAGGUUCCCGCUCUCCUCUGCUGUCAAGUGUCAAGUCUCAGCUCUUAGGCCACCGGGUAUUACAGGCUCCAGUCACCACGCUGGACUUUGGAAGUGUGCUUUGUGAACUCUCUGUUUUAAAGCGAGGGGGAGAAGGAGACUUAGCAAUGAGCAGAGCUGGGACCAGCCGAAUCACAGUGGCGUUCGUGUAUGUGUGCAUGGGUGCCUGUGUGUGCGUGUGUGUGUGUCUGUGUGCGUGUGUGUCAAGGCAAGUGGACCACUCCACUGUUUAGCUCCUAUUGAUGCACCAAACGUAAGUGCCUCAUUUCUGUGCCAAAUGUUUGCCUUGGUCUUUGCCGACCUCCUUCCCUGACACGCGGUGGCGUGGCUGUUCGAAUGUGCUGGUGUUCCCUGGAGGCCCCGGUGUCUUCCGCAGAGGCUUCUAGCAUUUCCGUUUUUCAUCCACUGCAGGAAUCCAGCUGAGGGGAGCAGAGGCUUGUGUUUCCCCAACCCCAAGACGUGCUUUAUCCCAAGACGGUCUGACCCAAAGAUCGCAGGCCAGGUCUCUUCUCCUCCCGAAGGAGGAUGAGAGGGCUUGUUCAGAAGUCAGAGUGAGAUUGGGGUGCAGUGUUGAGAAACACAACCUGCCAGUGAAUUACAGAGACAUCGGGGCAUCCCACAACCCACAGUGGUCCUCGUGGCGAGUAUUCGAGAAGCCACGAAAAUUUCCUUUCUGAACUGACUGACCAGGUGUGAUUUUUACUCAAGGUGAAAGCGGUCAAGGGCAUCAGGGAAUUUGUCCCGAGCAGAUAGCUCCCUCUGAGGAACCAAAGGAAGCGAGUGUCCAUGGUUUCUGAAGAGCUGGUACGACAGGUUUCUUUCUUCUUUGUAUGUUACGUGUGCUUUAAACAGAACAAAACGAGUCCGCGUCCUCACAAACUGUACAUGGGCUCAGAAACCGUGAGCGGGCACCACCGCCGGCGCCGGCUCAGGGACACGGAGAAGGAAUGUUUCCCAGGCAUUUGCCUCUGGGGCUCCCAUGGGGCAGGCGCAUGCUGUCGGGAGUCAAUGCGGUAAGUUCACGGUAGCUGAGCCCGACACGUAGUAUAGCCAGGGUCCUACUAAUCCACCCAGUAAGCGUAUUGUUGUAUUCCUCCAGUGUUAAGCUAUAACCAUGUUAAAAGUCACACUGCAUUUAUCCUCAGCAUCAAAGACCUUGUAAUGUCUUAUCUGCCUUACCUUUUAAUGCAUAUUUUUACUUUUCUGAUAUUGUAAAGGAUAUAUCCAGUAUGUAAAUGAAUGUUCUAUAAAUCCUUUGUAUAGUCAUUUUCUCUGCUCUUUAAAUAUCAUCUCUAUUCAGAGUAUAAUAAAAUUAUGAACUUGGUAA
Propithecus coquereli (Coquerel's sifaka) is the source of this 8073-nucleotide messenger RNA. It is a transcript of the gene TNS3, whose product is annotated as tensin 3. Bases 831 to 5171 code for a protein of 1446 amino acids. The transcript is spliced from 29 exons. Lineage: Eukaryota; Metazoa; Chordata; Mammalia; Primates; Indriidae. Gene Ontology annotation, molecular function: phosphatase activity; protein binding. Gene Ontology annotation, biological process: dephosphorylation. The record is from RefSeq and is a predicted model, not a curated record.